GCACUGUAUAUCCAAUAAAAACAGAGAGAAUUUCUGAAAUUCUGAGGUCACCGAAAGAAAAAAGGAAAGGAAAGUAGAAAAAGAAAAAGUUUUGCAGAGGAAGAAGAAGAGAAAGAAAAGAAAAAAUGGGUCUUCGUCUCCGUCUUCGUCUCCCUCACAAAAGCUCUCCUCGUACACCUUCCUAUCUCCUUCUGUGUGUUCUUGCUCUCUCCUUCUUCUCCUUCACCGCUCUUCUUCUCUACAAGGUUGACGACUUUGUAGCUCAGACAAAAACUCUUGCCGGACAUAACUUGGAGCCAACGCCGUGGCACAUCUUCCCACGCAAAUCUUUCAACGAGGCCACGAAACGUUCUCAGGCUUACCGAAUCCUCCAGUGCUCCUACUUCUCAUGUCCGUACAACUCCGAACCAAAGAGGCUCCUGUCGAAUUCCGGGUCGGGUCGUCGAACCCAGCAACCGCAAUGCCCAGACGUUUUCAGGUGGAUUCACCGGGACUUAGAGCCAUGGGCAAAGACAGGGGUAACUAAAGAGCACGUGAAGAAGGCGAAAGCUAAUGCUGCGUUUCGAGUGGUGAUACUAUCUGGAAAGCUAUACGUGGAUCUCUAUUACGCGUGUGUGCAGAGCAGAAUGAUGUUCACCAUCUGGGGGAUUCUGCAACUGCUCAACAAGUAUCCAGGGAUGGUUCCUGACGUCGACAUGAUGUUUGAUUGUAUGGACAAACCAAUCAUCAACCGGACCGAGCACCAGUCGUUUCCCGCUCCUCUUUUCCGAUAUUGCACCAACGAAGCUCAUUUGGACAUUCCUUUUCCAGAUUGGUCAUUCUGGGGCUGGUCGGAGACAAAUCUAAGGCCUUGGGAAGAAGAGUUUAGGGAUAUAAAGCAAGGGUCUAGGAGAAGCAGCUGGGACAACAAGCAACCUAGAGCUUACUGGAAAGGGAAUCCCGACGUUGUAUCGCCUAUAAGAAUGGAGCUUAUGAAAUGUAACCAUCCAAGGUUAUGGGGAGCACAGAUUAUGCGCCAGAACUGGGAAGAAGAAGCAAAAGGUGGGUAUGAACAAUCCAAGCUCUCCAACCAAUGCAAUCACCGGUACAAAAUAUAUGCAGAGGGUUACGCGUGGUCAGUAUCUCUAAAGUAUAUCCUGUCAUGUGGUUCCAUGACGCUCAUAAUCUCACCUGAGUAUGAAGAUUUCUUCAGCAGAGGCCUCAUCCCAAAGGAAAACUACUGGCCUGUCUCUCCCACUGAUCUAUGUCGGUCCAUCAAAUUCGCUGUGGACUGGGGCAAUGCCAACCCCUCUGAUGCUGAAACAAUAGGAAAGAGAGGACAAGGUUACAUGGAAAGCAUUAGCAUGAACCGGGUCUAUGACUACAUGUUUCAUCUUAUCACUGAGUACUCAAAGCUUCAGAAGUUCAAACCAGAGAAGCCGUCUUCAGCUAAAGAGGUCUGUGAAGGAUCAUUGCUUUGCUUCGCAGAACAAAAAGAGCGGGAACUACUCGAAAGAUCCAGAGUUGUACCUUCUCUGGACCGACCAUGUAAGCUUCCAGAUGCAGAUAGGAGUAGGCUUGAGAGAUUGAUCCAACAGAAGAAGAAAACAAUCGAAGAUGUUAGAUACAUGGAGAUGACGAGAACAAAGACUGGUUCCAGAUAAAUUGUCUUUGCUGGAACACAAAUUUUGGUUUUAUUCGCUUUUUUUGCCCAGCAUACGUGUGUUCAUCAUCAGCUAUAGCACGAGAUUAUACUUGAUUACGGCUUGAUUUAUAGAAUAAAGAAACCAUAAUCUUACAGUUACACCAA
This is a messenger RNA of Eutrema salsugineum, 1789 nucleotides long. Its product is annotated as O-glucosyltransferase rumi homolog. The coding region runs from base 126 to 1643 and encodes 505 amino acids. The record is from RefSeq and is a predicted model, not a curated record. The transcript is spliced from 7 exons. NCBI's taxonomy places the organism in Eukaryota, Viridiplantae, Streptophyta, Magnoliopsida, Brassicales, Brassicaceae.